GAAUAAGUCGUCUUUAGAAAAAUAACUUUCUCACCCUCUCUUUCUAGAAUUAGACACGACGCGCAUAACAUUUGGUGCCGCCCACCCUAGCUCUGUCAAGCUUUGGUUUCUUUUCCCUUCCCUUGGAAAGUCAAAUAAAUCAAACAAACAUCGACCAUAGCCUGUUGUCUCUAGCAAAGACUGCUCCGAUGAGUUCCAAUACGCCGUCGUCCAGCGCUGGAGGUGUUGGAUCCGCUGAUGCUGCUGCUCCUAGAAGAAAUUCCAAACGACCCAAAUAUUCUAAGUUUACUCAGCAGGAGCUUCCAGCUUGCAAGCCAAUCCUCACGCCGCGAUGGGUCAUAUCAGCCUUUUUGCUUGUUAGCAUUGUCUUCAUUCCUAUUGGAGUGGUUUCUCUCUUUGCCUCUCGAGAUGUCGUUGAAAUUAUUGAUCGGUAUGAAACUGCUUGCGUACCACAAAACUUCAGUAAUGAUAAGGUCUCUUUCAUACAAAGUGCUGUUGACAAAACAUGCAACAGAACAUUGACAGUUAAGAAGCUGAUGAAGCAGCCUAUCUAUGUCUACUACCAGCUUGACAACUUCUAUCAGAAUCAUCGGCGGUAUGUGAAGAGCCGAAGUGAUUCGCAGUUGAAAGAUAAUAGCAGUUGGAAUGAUGUUAGUUCUUGUAAGCCUGAAGAUAUGUCUAAUGACCAGCCAAUUGUCCCCUGUGGUCUUAUAGCUUGGAGUUUAUUUAAUGAUACAUACAAUUUCUCCCUCAACAACCAGCAACUGGCAGUGAACAAGAAGGAUAUCUCCUGGAAGAGUGAUAGGGACAAAAAGUUUGGGAAAGACGUAUUUCCUAAAAAUUUUCAGAAUGGAACUCUUAUAGGUGGUAACCGUCUUGAUCCAUCUGUCCCGUUGAGUGAGCAAGAAGAUCUAAUUGUUUGGAUGCGAACUGCUGCUCUGCCAACUUUUAGAAAGUUGUAUGGAAAGAUAGAACGGGAUCUCCAACCAAAUGAAGUCAUACAGGUGACGUUGCUGAACAACUACAACACAUAUAGCUUCAAUGGCAAGAAAAAACUUGUGCUCUCGACUACUAGCUGGCUUGGUGGAAAAAAUGACUUCCUUGGCAUUGCUUAUCUCACUGUUGGCGGGCUGUGCUUCUUUUUGGCUUUGUCUUUCACUGUUGUGUAUCUUGUCAAGCCAAGGCAACUUGGAGAUCCUUCUUAUUUGUCAUGGAACAGAAAUCCAGCAGGGCACUAAGCAAGAACAUGGAACCUCAUUACCUAUGGUUGAUGUAAUUUUGUGUUAAAUAUUUAAAAUGGCCAAUAUGUGAUUUGGGAUUGCAAAGUAUUUUAGUGCUUGUGUAAUUUGAACCAUGGGACACGACUUGUCAUCAGUAAUUUCUAUGUAUAAUUUCAGCAACAGCUCAAUACAAAGUUCAAGAAUUUCUUUAAUCAGCAUGGUUAUAUUUCUAAAAAAAA
Messenger RNA from Durio zibethinus, 1459 nucleotides. Its product is annotated as ALA-interacting subunit 3-like. NCBI's taxonomy places the organism in Eukaryota, Viridiplantae, Streptophyta, Magnoliopsida, Malvales, Malvaceae. The record is from RefSeq and is a predicted model, not a curated record. Gene Ontology annotation, cellular component: plasma membrane; Golgi apparatus; endoplasmic reticulum.